Molecule: messenger RNA, 1068 nt
Organism: Symbiodinium pilosum
Lineage: Eukaryota; Dinophyceae; Suessiales; Symbiodiniaceae
Source: the annotation of a GenBank genome assembly
GUCGAUGGGAGACGCGCAUCCUGGCGGGGCUCUUCGUUGGAAGGUUGCCGGCUGUCUCCUGGAGAAGGAGGACCGCGGACCAGGAGCAUCGUUGCAACUCUAUAUGCCCAGCAGGAGAAACUGCACCACCUGGAGUUGCGGCUGAGGCACCUCCAAACAGCGAAGGCCAACCUCGCAACUUCCACGGAGCAGCUGAGCACUCGAGGCUGCCUGGCCAGCCUCCUUGAAGAUGUGGCCAAGCGCCUGGACGCCGUUGGCGCCCGCCUUCAGGCACUUCCCUGCAAUGAGCCCGCCAGGCUACCAGCUGAUGCCCUAGACCAGGCAUCAGUCCAGUCUGUUUUGCCACCCAAGACUGCCGACGCAGGAUUCCACCCUGAACCUGUCUGCCAAACAAGUCUCGGCUUCCGGUCGCCGAUCUUGCAGCUGAGUCCGCAAGAGCAGGGAGCGGCUGCCUGUCGCCCUCCCAGCUGGCAGGAGUCGACUUCUGGCAUGCACCCAGCUGCGCCCAGAAGAGGUCUCACAGGAUCAGAUGGUCCAGCUCCCCUUCCAGGGGUCGCUCAACGGCUGCAGGCAGCUCGCCACACUCCCCCCGUGGAGGACGCUGGGCGGGACAUGUUUCAGGCCAUGGGCCGUAAGGCCCCACAGCCUCGUGAUGUCGCUGUCCCUUGUGACAGAGAUGGUCCGGAGCCUGCGUAUAUGCAGGCCUUGACUGGACCUCCAGCGCUUCCCGAGCGCCGUGCACCAGAUCGUUCGCAACCGCUUGGCAUCCUUGAGCCCGCGAUGCGUGAGGAGCACAAGGACCCAGCCGUGGGUCCUGUUUUUCAGGCUCCCCCAAGGUAUGCUCAACACACUUCUUCUCCCUUGCCUGCGCUGCGCAGCGACGCGCCGUGCAUGGUCGCCAGCAGAGGCGAGUGGCUGGAGCCUUUGACCAUGGGGGCUGCCGACCCGGGCCUACAGGAGGAGGACAGGACGCCUCAUCUUCCUGUCCCUACAGGUCGCUGGAUGGGUCAGGCAUUGCUGGGAGAGGAACCACGCGAAUUUGACCCGGAUGUUUUGUGGGCAAAGUGA